Messenger RNA from Tympanuchus pallidicinctus (lesser prairie-chicken), 5592 nucleotides. It is a transcript of the gene NEURL1B, whose product is annotated as neuralized E3 ubiquitin protein ligase 1B. The transcript has 4 exons. Gene Ontology annotation, biological process: ubiquitin-dependent endocytosis. The record is from RefSeq and is a predicted model, not a curated record. Gene Ontology annotation, cellular component: early endosome. NCBI's taxonomy places the organism in Eukaryota, Metazoa, Chordata, Aves, Galliformes, Phasianidae. The coding region runs from base 1612 to 2679 and encodes 355 amino acids. Gene Ontology annotation, molecular function: ubiquitin protein ligase activity.
GUGUCUUUGGCCCGUGGCUUGCUCUUCUGCUUGCUCUUUCCACAGCAUCAUCUUCGUGGAAAACAAAUGCGUGGUUUAUCUGGUUGAUUACUUCUUAAUCAACAACUAAUUUCUGAUCGGUUUUGUUCAUCAAAUUAAUGAUUUUUCUUUUGGUGUGGGAUGCAGAAAACAGGACAUUUCAGAGAAAUCAGUCAUGGAAAGUCCUAAGAGUCAUAGAAUCACAGGAUGUGGUGGGUUGGAAAGGAGCUCAAAGAACACCCAUUUCCAACCCCUGCCCUGGGCUGGUUGCCUCUCACCAGAUCAGUCUGUGCAGGACCCGAUCCCACCUGGCCUUGGGCACCUCCAGGGAUGGUGCACCACAGCCCUGGGCAGCAGUGCCAGUGCCUCACCACCCUCUGACCCCUAAUCUAAAUCUCCAUUGUACAUCACAGCAGCCAUGUGAUGGGCUAGAUGUAAAUCUUUACAUGUAGCUUUCUUCAGCUUGUACGGAGCUAGAUGUGCUACUAUGAUUUGGAAAAACAUGGUGCUGCUUUACAGCCAGGUCCCAGCUGCAGGCUGCAAAAUGGUUAGUCUAGGGGCAGGCAGCUCUGACAGAUUCUUCAGAAUGGUACCAAUUAUUUUACAGCUGAGAAAGUUACGCAAAAACAACACUUUGCCCUUGCCUGCUCUGUCUCAAAUGUGUAAUUAAACCUUUCCAGUAGCUUAUCUUGCAAUUGCAACCAUGACACUCUCCAGCCUCUGGUGCUCAUCAAAGAGGUGAGGAGGUGUUUGCUGUUCUGCCCAAUGCAGCUGCUUCACCAGAGCAGCCCUUCUUCCUCAGUAGGUUAUAGUUAGACAAAUAAAGUGCUGCUUAUUUCUGCUUUCACUCCAUCCUGCCUGUGGAGGCAGAGUGCACAGAAAAAGCCUGUGCCAGGGGCACCUGUGCUCUGCUUUGGUUUGGAUCAGGAUGCCAAGCCCCAUAAACUGUCCCAGACAUCAGGGUGAUGCUGAGCCAUUGGGCACCAGAAGAUGCAUCUUCCUCCCUCCAGAUGUGGUGGUGCCUUAGCGGACCUGUUCAUCUCUCUGACUCCUCCUCCCCAAAUCCUGAAAGUUGAGAAAGCUGUGAAAUGCAGCCAGCAUACAGAUGCAUAAAAUGUAUCUUUCAGCAUCAUGAAGCUUAGAUGUGACUUGCAGCUCUGGGGAAGCAUUUCAUGCCACUUCAGGUGGCAUGGAGAAGGAAGACAACUCCUGAACCUCCUCAAAUCCUGAAAUCCCCCCUGGGCCUGGCAUGGCCAAGGUGAAGAAAUGAUUUAAGAGUCAUCAUCCUGACCUGACCUUUGCUGUAAAAGGGGAAAACAACUCUUAUUGUAAAAAAUCUUCUUUCUGACAUCAGCAGCAAGGAGCUAUCAUACAAACUCUUGUAGUGGAAAUACUGAGUCAUGGCCUGAAGCAGUGAUUGAGCACCUGGUGGGAAGGCAGGGCCAACCCAGUGGAGCUCAGGUGCAUGCAAUGCAGCUGAAUGACCAGAAGGGAUGGAGCCAGCAAUCCCAGACCUCAUUUAAGGGUUGGCAGUGGAGGUGAGGGCAUCUCUUGUUGGAGAUCCCUGCCUACCUGAGGCCUUCUGAAGAUAGCAUGUUUGCAGAGACCACUGCCCGUCUCAACACCGCCCGUCUCAGCUCUUGCCUUCCCCAGAGCAACCACGACUCGGCCAACUUCAAUAACAAUGAACUGGAGAAUAAUCAAGUGGUGGCCAAAAUAGCAAACCUAAACCUGAGCCGGGUGCCGGGACUUGUGACAGACAACCACAUCAUCCCCUGCUGCCCCAACCGGCGGCUGCGUGUGCAGGGGGUCCCGGCCUUCCUGGACACAGACCUGCGAUUUCACCCCACCCAUGGACCUGACAUCACCUUUUCCCAGGACCGGAUGGUCGCCUGCACCAACUGGCAAGAGAGCAAUAGGACUUUGGUGUUUUCUGACCGCCCUUUGCACGUUGGCGAGAGCCUGUUUGUGGAAGUGGGACACCUUGGGUUGCCAUACUACGGGGCCCUCUCGUUUGGCAUCACUUCUUGUGAUCCGAGUACUUUAAGGACAAACGAGCUCCCAGCAGAUCCGGACUCUCUCCUGGACCGCAAAGAGUACUGGGUGGUGUUCCGGGCCUUCCCGGUCUUCAGCGGAGGUGACAUCCUCAAUUUCACGGUCUUGCCAAACGGCGAGGUGCACCAUGGGGUGAAUGGAGCAAGCCGCGGCAUGCUGAUGUGCGUGGAUACCUCGCAGUCUCUCUGGGUGUUUUUUACAAUCCAUGGUGUAAUCAACCAGCUCAAAAUACUGGGCACUGUACAGUCCAGCCCAGUGACCGUCUCACCCUCAGGGUCCCCCGGUGGCUCACAGUACGACAGCGACUCUGACAUGGCCUUCAGUGUCAACAGGUCAUCGUCUGCCUCGGAGUCUUCGCUCGUGACUGCUCCCAGCUCUCCCCUGAGCCCCCCUGUCUCUCCUGUCUUCCCCCCUCCGGAGCCAUCCAGCAGCAAGAACGGGGAAUGCACCGUCUGCUUUGACAGCGAGGUGGACACGGUGAUCUAUACCUGCGGACACAUGUGCCUCUGCAACACCUGUGGUCUUAAGCUGAAGAAGCAGCUCAACGCCUGCUGCCCCAUCUGCCGACGGGUCAUCAAAGAUGUAAUUAAGAUUUACCGCCCGUAGCGCCCGGCUUGGGCUUGGGAAGGGAGACCGCCGCUAGCAGUAACCAUGCCUUUCCGUCCCUGCUUAUGGGUUAUCGUGCUGGUCAGUUGUAAUCAAGUGGCUCGUUAUCUGUGUUUCCUUAUUUGAUUGGUAGGGCAUAAUUCAGGGAUCAAAUUGAGAUAAGGAUCACAUGGGGCAGUGCUGCUGGGCUGUGUGCCCACAGAGUGAAUUGCGGUAGGAAUCCGACCCAGCUGCAGAUGGGAAAUUCCCUGUGCCAAGCUUUUUUAUCCUCCAGAGGAUGAGGCUGAUGUGAUGUGGGUUGGGAGGGAAUGCUGCCGUUCGCUGGGUGCUGCUGGAUUGCCCAGCCCCAGAGCUCAGACAACUCUGUGCUGCUGGUGCUGUGGUGGAGCAAAAUUAGAAUGUGGCCCAGUGGGAGGGUUUGGAGUGGACAAAAUUGAUCUGAAAAUUUAAUACCCAUCCAUUUAAGGGGAGCAAGCAAAGGCCAAAAUAGUAGCACAACUAGACUGUCAUUUGUUUGGGUUUUGAGCAGGCUGCUGGGGCAUGUGGAGGAGCUGCUUCCUUUGGCUUGGCUGCAGCAGCUCUUGCUUUUUUUGGUGGAACAGGGCCCAGGUUUUGCUCUGCUCCUCCCAGCAUGGGGCAGUUGCGGUCUCAUAGGGACCUGCUUGGCUCAUGUCUCUUAUCCUUCCCCAGUCCCUGUGGGCUCACCUUCUUUCUGGGCACUGUGCCAUUUUUCUUCUGCCUCUCUGGAUUUCCCAGCACAGCUCCCACUGCCCACACACUGGCUGCCAGGAGAGGCUUCAGCCACAGGCAAGAACUCAUUGGGAUGAAUAGGGAUCAAACUUGGCUUUGCAGGGGAGGUGGAAGGAAAGGCUCUGAGGCUAUUAUUAGACUUAAAAGGUAAAUGGAUUUCAGCUGUGGUGUUAGACAGCCAUGAGCAGCAGCAAUCUAGAGGAGGAGGGAAGUGUAUGGGCAGGCAGUGGGUCUGUGCAGGGCUUGGUGUCCUCCCUGACGCUCCCACAGGAGCUCCCCUAUCCUUUGUCCCCCUGCAGGCUUCCUCCCACACAAGACUCAGGCCUGGCUGCAUUUCAUGAUGCAAACCAGAGGCUGAAAGAGGGGCUGAUGUCAUUCUAGCUCAAUGAUUGUGUGCCACCAAGUGAGUAAGAAAAGUGCAGUUACCACAUUUCAAUCCAAAAAUGGAGAAAAGCAACCCAUGUGCUGCAGGGCCGCUGAGUGCAGAGGGAUGCUCCUGUCCCUCCAUGCUGUGGGUGUGCUGCUGACUCUCUGCUGCUACUGCUGUUGGUGGCCUGGCCAUGCUGCCCAGUGGGGGCUGUGGGGCUGCUCUCUCUCUCCCUGGGGGCAGUGAGCUGUCCUACAUACACCCAGCAGGCAGGGCAUAGAGGAAACUUUUUUUGUUUUAAAACUUAAAGAGCUAAUGAGCAUUUCAAUUAAGUGUAUAGAUGAGAGGCUGCUUUAAAAUGGCAUUUCUCAGCCACUGUCCUGCUUCACUGACACGAGUGCCUGCUGGUAUUGCAGAGCCCUUUUGGGAAACGUGGCUCAUCCCUGCCUGUACAGCACCACCGUUGCAUAAUCAAGAGGCCAAGGUGUUUUCCAGUAGCUGAAGUGUUGCAGUGAUGACCUCAAGGCUGCCUGCCUGCACAGCUGGGGCUGUUGGGUGACACCUGGCCAGGUGGGCUGCCCUGUGCCCUUGCUGUGCAUGGGCUGCAGGGGGAACUCUUAGCAGGAGGAGGAGCUCAAGGAAAGCUGAAUUCACAGCAAAUGAUGCUGGCUGGGAUCACACUGGACUAACAGAUGCCACUGGCUGCCCCCACACUCCCUGUUGCAGGGCUGCCUGCUCUGUUUGGAGCUGGCAUUCAGCUGCAAUGAUGCAUGUAGCCCAGUUGCUUGGCUGGCACCUCAGGUCCUCAACAAGCAGGGCUGACUGCACACCUGGUUCAUUUUUUGGUGCAGCUCUUAUAUUUUAAGCCAGCAAGGAGAAAUGGCAAAAAUUACCAGCUGAGCAGAUUGCAGAGGGGUGGUUUUUGCUGCUGCAGCUGCGAUUGAUUUCCAGGUGGGCAGCACCAGCAAGCAGUGAGCUGCUGGGGGGGAUGAGUAGAGCCAGCACCCAGCACAGGGGGUAACAGGCAGCAGUGGGGGCUUUGCCAGAGAGCAACAGGGAUUUUUUGAAAGCAGUGGCAGAGGCCCCUCAAAAAGAGUUCCAGGAAAAGGCAGCCUUUAACAGAUUUAAUCGUUAGUACUCGUAUUGCUAUUUUUUUUAAACAGUCCGAUGAUACAUGAUUUGUACAGAAGAGCUGUUUGUGCCUUAUAAGGGUGUCUGUGCACUUUUUAUCCUUUUUAAAAACAACUUUUAAAAUAAAACGGGGAGAACAUAACACAGAUCAAUGGUAGUGUUGUAGAGUUUUGUGUUCACCAAGAAGCCUGCUUUGUAUUUAUAUAUAUAUAUAUGUGUGUGUAUGAAGUUACAUAUAUAUACAUAUAUAUAUAUAGUAGCAAAAUAGUGUUAAUUUCCAUUGAUUUUUUUUUUCCCCCUGCUCCUGUUGAUUUCAUUUUCUUUCUUAGAAAAAGGAAGAGAGGGGGGGAAAAAACAGCAGAGUGAGGGGAACCCCUUUCCUUUCCCCUUCUGAGGCAGUUACUCUUGCUUCCUUUAUGAUUCAGUCCUGUGAUCUGCACAACAUGCUGAAGCUGACUCAGAUGUUGGACCUCUGCAUUGAGCUUCUCAAGCAACUCAUUGGGACUGGGGUGGGGGGGGGACGCACGGGGGGGAGCUGCACCUCUACAUGUCAAUACUCUGUAGCCUUGUGAUCAGUGCCGUGUGUGUUUUAUUUUUGUCCAUUUACCUGUUUUACAUUAAUAUAAUUUUACUCGUUUAUGAAACAAAUAAAACUUUGGCAAGUA